AUGACGGGCCCGAAACCCGCGCCCGCCGCCUCGCAGAACCCUAGCGCGGCCCCGCCUCGUCGUCCUCCUCCUCCUCCUCCGCCGCCGCCGCCGCCGCCGGUGGCGGCGGUUGCGAGGGCGCGCGAGGAAGGCGAGCUCUCCUCCGGCGCCGACGACGACGAGACUCUGCAAACUCGGCUAGGUGCUACAUCCAUUCUUGGGAAGUUUGUGGAGGCUGGAUCUCAAGUGCCAUCGGCAACUCUCCUUGGUAAGGGCAGUAACACCUUGAUUGUCUCGAAUGCUCUGAAUCAUAAAGCGUCUGGUCCAAGUUACAAGAAGAUCAUGAGGGUGAAUCAGGGGCAAUUCAAGCCUGGCACUAAUCGGAAUCUUUCAUGGCAGAAGCCUGUGUCAAGUGAUAACCUUGUGAUAACUUUCUCAGAUGAUGAUGGUGAGACAGACUCUGGAAAGACAAGGCAAUGUAAAGUUAGGAAGGCCAGCUCUCAAGGUACACAGAGAACAGGGAACAGUAUGCAAACUAGGAUCAUGAGAGAGGAAGUAUCUCAGCAGAAAACCCUUGGUGCAAAGGCAGGUCCUGCACACUUGCCCGCUUUUCCAUUCACACACAGAAAUGUAGGGGCUGGCAGGGGAUCAGGUAAUACCUUUGUCAGGAACGAGCCACCUGUCCGCCAAGUUAAUCCUCUGAAGUCUAAACAGAAAAUUCAAAAUGGGGUAGGAGUACAUUCUGAAGAUCAUAGGUUAGAAAUCUUGCGCCAUAAAAUAGCUGCUAGAGAAAAUGAACUAAAAGGUCAAAAAAGACCUUUGUCCGCCGUUGCUACAAAGAAUGCAGAUUUUUCUUCCAAUCAGCCAAGGCUGCCAUCAGAAAAGAUAGGGCUUGAAGCUUCCAACAGUGGUGAAUAUUCACGCUUUAAUAGUCUGUCUGAACUUAAUUCAGGACCAAAUAAAAGGUUGAAGCUCAAUCAUCAGCAUUUGUACAGCCAAUUUCGCAGUGACUUGGUAACAUUGGCACCAAUAGGUUCUACAUCAGGAAAAAACAAUGUGCAAUCUUCAGAAGUGACAAAUCAGUUUGAAAAUGGAAUUACUAUGAACCUUAAUGUCAAUGAAACAGAUACAACAGUCACAACAGAACUUGCAAAUCAGAUACAACAAGGUGGGGCAAGUAAGAGCCUUCGUCACCACAAAGAUAUAGGAGGUGCUGGUAACCAUUCUAUGCUUGAGUCGCACAAUGGGGUUGCAGCACGACCACCAUUUACUGACACACAAACUAUACCAGAAGAUACUAGUGCUUUGGUGCCUGUCACGUCUGCCCAAGCUAGGCAACAGGUACUGCCUGUUGGUACUCCACCUGUGUUAGACGGAACGCCACAAUUGCAACCUGGAAAGGAGAAUGCUGGAUGUUUGAACUGCAGUGGCCAGAUAGGCGUAGACACACGGAACACAAUAUUGUUCUCUCUACUUGAGAUGGAAGAAUUACAAGACAAGGAAUUGGAGGAUGCUCAGGAGCAUAGACAAAAUUCUUUGAGUAUUCGGAAUCCUGAAGAUGGCCUUGCAAUGCCAUCACUGCUCAAUUCUCAGAUUCAUGCAGAUAGUCAGAUGCCUGAAAAUCAGGGUGGUAGACACAGGCUACAUCCUGAAGAACCUUCUCAGCAGCCAGUUGAUAAGCAUGAGGCACAGCCACACUAUCAUGAUAAGCUUGCUGCCAGCACAGCUGAUCCCAGCUCUGUGACUGCUGUCAAUGCGGAUAGCGUCCUUUCAGAUUACAUGGAGGAUGAUCUUCUGUUCCCCACUAGACAGGCAAGAUCAGAAUGCGCUUUGGAUCUGGAGAAUCAAAUGGAAGAAACUAUACAUGUAUAUGCAGCGGAAAACAGACAAGUUUCUGGUGACAGUGCUCAGGAUUAUGAACUUUUAGAAGCUUCUUUGAGGUCUAGAUUGGUUGAAAGAUUUGGGAAGAAAUCAUGCUUGAAUGGCACCAUUGAUGAAGGCACUGAAGAACUUGCUGUUGGAAAAGUAGCUGCAGAACAUGGCAAGCAGUCUACAUAUGUUGGACAUCAGUUACAGGAAGCAGAGCAGAAUAUUCUGACAACUCCUACUCCUGAAGGUACAAUGGAGCUGGAAAAUGAUGGUGCUGAAAAAACUGGCGGCCUCUCUAAUUCUAGUAGUGGUCCUUCAAUGGGCAACUGUGAUCCUGAGGACAACAUUUCUUCUCUCAAAGAGUUAGGCAUGCCAUUGGCUACGGACACUCUCAUUUUUUCUUCUUCAGCUCCACUAAAUGCUGCUAGACAAAUCAAGCGGGCAUUACCUGGGAUUUGCAAGGAGCCUUCAGAUUACAAAAAUGACUAUGUGACCAGUGAUGCAGCGUCUGAAGUUACAGAAAGUGUACAAGAUAUGAUACAUGACCUUGUUGGAGAAAAUAUGAAGAUUCUCCCAACUACCCAAAAGGAUAAUAAUAUGGUACACAGUGUGAUCGAUCCCUUCUGGCCCUUCUGCAUGUUUGAGCUUCGAGGAAAAUGCAAUGACGAAGAGUGCCAGUGGCAACAUGUUGAGCAUCAUGCUUGGAGAAAGCCAAAGCUUACAAAACGUUCUAUGACCUCUGUUUCAGGCCAGAUUCCUUAUGGUUUGUCUCAGCAUAUUCUUCCUGUGCCAGUGUAUCGUGUUGGUUCAAAUCUCAUUAAAGCUGAUCUGAACUUGACACAGUCAGUUUUGGCUAGCAGUUUAUGGCAAUAUUGGCAAAGGGGGUUUUGUGCUUCCUUUCCUUUACCUUUAUCUGUUCAAAGAGUUCUUCCAUCAGAUGCACCAUUCUUACAGGCUGGUGAUGGUCGGAUUGCUGAUUUUGAUAGGAACAGACAACUAUUAAAAUUUCGAAUGCUGGAUAGCAGGAAGAAUAAGAUUGUACAGGGUCCUGUUGAUAUUGAAUUAUUCUUGGAGGCAGCUCUUGAUUUAUAUUGUGGAAAAGGAAACAAGCCUGAAAGGAUCAAGGUGACUUCUGUAUUGGAUAUUGUACCCUUUAGUUUAGAACAUGUUUUAGCUACUUCUACACAGUUGAGCUCAGGCUCUUUCAUUUCUGGCGCGCGGUCCAUUGAGUCUGAUCCAAGUACAGUUAUCCUGUGGGUGUUUUAUCUCCAUAUUUACUAUCAAAAGGAUGAAGGACUUGGAAAAGAUGACAUGUUUUCUGAUGCGGUGCAACACAAUUUUUGUUCCUAUGAAUUAUGGCUUAUGUAUAUAAAUAGUAGGUUACGUGUUGAUGAUCGACUGGAUGCUUAUAACGAUGCUUUGAGCAUGCUCUGCCAAAUGACAGCUGACAAUGACAAGGAUCUACAAGAAAGAAGUGCUUUCAUACUAGACAUCUUCUUACAGAUGAUUUACUUCCUGUGCAUGUCUGGAAAUGUAGAGAAGGCAAUUUCUAGGAUUAUUGGAAUUCUUCCAACUGCAGUGCCUGAUAAUUCUGGUGACAAGUUGCUUGCUGAUGUCAUUUCUAGCUUGACCAUGUCCGACAGAUGCAUAUUUUGGAUUUCGUGCCUAUAUAUCUCAAUUUACAGGAACCUUCCAGAGGAAAUUAUUGAUCAGCUAGAGUUCCAGAAAGCUUUUCCUCGUGCCUUAAUAUGGCCUUCUAUUGAUCCCAGUGUAGAUAACAGAGAUAAGAUUAUAGAACUUUUAAAUUAUGCUGCUUAUAAGAUGGCUGAAGAUAUUAGUGAGUGUGUGUUAAAACGGGAUCCAUCUUACCUGAUGUUAUCACAAUUCCUCGCUGUUAACCACAUUAGUUGUCUAGCGGCUGUUGAAGGAUUCAAAUCUUCUGCUGAUAUGCUGGUGACGUACAUGAAGGAGUACCCAAUGUGUCCUCAGAUUCUGCUUAUCUCAGCUCGGUUAGACAGAAAGCAUGGUACAUGUCCUGGUCUGAAAAGCUUUGAUGAGUUGAUCUUGAAUUGGCCUAAAGAGGCACAAGGAAUUCAAUAUAUGUGGAAUCAAUAUGUUGAGCAUGUUCUGGCCACUGAUACCGAGUUAGCUGAGAAGGUACUGACUUGCUGGUUUGAAGAACACGGAAAAGAUUGUGAUAUCCAAACCAAUUCUGCUAUUUGUAUAGAACUGAGCAGCGAAGAGCCUGGAACAUCAUCACUUGUUCCCCAGGAAGUUGGUUCUGGUCCAUCUAUAUCAGAAGAUCACGUCUUUCGGUUAUUAAACCUCUCAUUGUACAAGAUACUGGAGAACAACCUACAGGAAGCACAAAUUGCUGUGGAUAAAGCAUUGAAAUUGGCUCAUGGGGAGUGGUUCGAGCACUGUAUAAGAGAACAUGCUGCAAUUCAUGCACUGGAGCUGGAGAAAUCGUCGUCUUCGACAGAUGCUCAAACUCGGGCUACAUUCAGUUUGAUCAUUGGUUACCUUGCAGAUCAUCGCAACUUGCCCACGAGGGAGCUGCUGUCACGAAGGUUUUGCCAGAAUGUUAAGAAGCAUAGGCUUAGGCAGCUUAUAGAUGACACUAUUGGUUCUGUUCCUGCAGAUUCUUCUCUGAUAAAUUCUGUCCUUGAAGUGUGCUUUGGUCCGUCUCUCCUUCCAAAAAGAAUUGGCGAUGUGAAGUACCUGGUAGAUUUUGUUGAAAUGGUCAUGGAGGCUCUUCCAGCAAACUAUCGCCUAGGCUUAGCAGUUGGUGGAUUUGUAGCUAAGCACUUCACAGGUUCUGAUGCAACCUCCACUGGGACCAGGUUCUGGGCAAGCUCUGUUCUGAUCAACGCCAUCUUCCGAGCUGUACCUGUCGCACCAGAAUCAGUAUGGCUACAAGGUGCAGAUCUCUUGCAGAAAUUGCAUGUCACAGAGAUUGUGAAGAGGUUCUACCAGCAAGCAGCAUCGGUCUACCCCUUCUCCUUCAAGCUGUGGCACGCGCAUCUGAAUUACUGCAAAGCCAGUGGGAGCAACACUGAGAGCAUCGUGGAGAACGCGAGGCAGCGUGGCAUCGAGCUGAAUCUGACACCAACAUACCCACGUAGCACGCACAAAACCAUCAAGGGCGUCGACGCCGGCACGACGCCUCCAUCCUCGACCUCCAGCUCUACCGGUCCCAGGAGGAGGCCCGAAACCCUACCGCCCCCGGCGCCGUCGCGGCCGCUGCUUCCGGACGACCUCGGGGCCAAGAACUCCAGCGUUGAAUCCCGUGCCCACAAGAAUUCGAAGCCCACGCACGUAAUCAUCGCCGCCAGGGGGCUCGCCGGCGUCGGCGCAUCGCAGCCCCGUCCACGGAUCUGCCGGCACGUACAACGGCGACGCAAGGCGUACUCCUUCGCGCUCUCACCACCACAUAUCCUCAAUGCCUUUGUCCUUAGCGCGGGUCUGCUCAAGAAGGCCUUCGAGCUCUCCAUCCUUGAGCAGGUGGAUGAGGAGCUGAGGCAACACUCAGGAAUUGACUGCAUUUGUAGCGGAACAACUGCAGUCGCUGUUGUUAGGCAGCUAAGAGGGGGGCAAGGGUCUGAGAAAACAUUGUGUUGGGAUUGGAGAAAACAUUCUGUGAACUGCUUGUGUGUGACCUUUUUUCAAGUGAAAUGUCGACCAACAUCAGAGGGUUCAGGAACUCAUGAUAGUGAAGAGGGUCAUACAUCUUCGAUGCCACGUCGUAAACGGUCCAAUGUUUGGGAACAUUUUGAGAAAGCCUUGGUUGAUGUGGAUGGUGAGCUAAAAGCUGUUUGCAGGUACUGUCAACUGAAAUUGAGUACCAAGUUUGGUACUAGUAGUCUUAGAGGCCAUGUUGCCAAUUCUUGCCCAGCAAUUGAGAGUGAUACCAGAAAGAGAUUUCAAGCAAGCAUGAGCAAACAACCAUUAGAUGCAAAUUUUGUCUUUGAUCCCCACCUCUGUCGUCAAGAGAUGAUCAAGUAUUUAAUUCAUGCUGAGAUUCCAUUUCUGGAAUUCGAAGACCCGUACUUGCAGCCAUGGAUUAACACAAUGCAACCAACUUUCAUAGUCAAGGGUCAGCAAACAAUCCGCAAUGAUUCCUUCCAGAAAUUUGAGAAGCUAAAGAAAGAGCUUUAUACUGAACUUCAGAAUUUGGAUUCUCGUGUUUGCUUGACAUCAGAUAUAUGGACAUCAUCGCAGAACUUAGAAUACAUGGCUGUAACAGCUCACUACAUUGAUGCAGAAUUUAAGAUCAAUCAAAAGAUCAUUUGGUUUAAAAAACCAGAGUAUCCUCACUCCGGCAUUGCAAUUGAAGAAGAAAUAGUGAGGUGCUUGACAGAAUGGGAUAUAAGGGAUAAAUUGUUUACUUUGACAUUAGAUAAUGCAAGUAAUAACACUUCGGCAUGUGAGGAGUUGAUAACAAAUCAUAAACAUGAGUUAUUGUUUGAUGGUGAACAUCUACAUGUUAGAUGUUCUGCUCAUAUUCUUAACAUCUUGGUUCAGGAUGGGAUGACAGUGAUCCAUACAACAAUACAAAAGAUUCGUGAGCUGCUGAAGCAUAUUGAUUCUUCUGUCUCAAGACUUCAAGCGUUCAAUUCGCUUGCAAAUGGGAUGGGUUGGCCUCAAAGUCCGCUAUCUACCUUGACAUCCCAAACCGAUGGAACUCAACCUUCAAAAUGCUUAGGGAAGCAUUAA
Molecule: messenger RNA, 6564 nt
Organism: Miscanthus lutarioriparius
Lineage: Eukaryota; Viridiplantae; Streptophyta; Magnoliopsida; Poales; Poaceae
Source: the annotation of a GenBank genome assembly